CAACCGCAACCGCAACCGCAUCACCGCUACCGUUACGACGACCGCAACCGCUUUUCAAAACCUUGUUUGGACUUGAUGUUGGAGGACAUUUUCAAAAUUCCCAACUUCAACAAGACAUUUGAAAAGGCAAUUGCGGUGCAUGGUUAUAUUGUGAACUACUCUGGUUUGUUGAAUAUGAUGAGGCAAUUUACCCAGUGCAAGGAUUUGAUCAAGCCAUCAAAAACUCGAUUUGCAACUGCUUUUCUAACUUUAUCAAGAAUUCAUCAACAACAAACCAACUUGAAGAAGAUGUUCACUUCAAAGGAAUGGACCACAAGCAAGUGGGCGAAGGAACCACAGGGUAAAAAGAUAGCACAAGUCAUAUUAAUGCCUUCUUUUUGGAACACUGUUCUUUAUGCUCUCAAAAUAUCAAGUCCUCUUGUUCGUGUACUGCGAUUGGUUGAUGGUGAGAGAAAGCCUCCCAUGGGAUAUAUUUAUGAGGCAAUAGAUAGGGCUAAAGAAGCCAUUGCAAAAUCAUUUAAUGGAAAUGAAGAGAAAUACAAGGAGGUUUUUGAAAUAAUUGACAAUAGAUGGAAUGUUCAAUUGCAUAGGCCUUUGCAUGCAGCUGGGUAUUAUUUAAACCCAGAGUAUUUUUACGCAAAUCCGAAUAUUGAGAAAGAUAAGAAAGUCAUGUCAGGCCUGUAUAAAUGCAUAGAAAGGUUGGUCCCAAACAAUGCGACACAAGAUAAAGUUUGCGCAGAGUUGACUACCUAUAAGAAAGCUGAUGGUCUCUUUGGGAUGGCUUUGGCCAUUAGACAAAGAACUACAAGGACACCAGGUGAUCUAUAUUUUAUACUUAACUAAUUUUAGUUAGUUUAUUUAUAUUUUAAA
Camellia sinensis is the source of this 870-nucleotide messenger RNA. Lineage: Eukaryota; Viridiplantae; Streptophyta; Magnoliopsida; Ericales; Theaceae. The record is from RefSeq and is a predicted model, not a curated record.